Cydia strobilella is the source of this 1744-nucleotide messenger RNA. Its product is annotated as putative polypeptide N-acetylgalactosaminyltransferase 9. Bases 41 to 1732 code for a protein of 563 amino acids. NCBI's taxonomy places the organism in Eukaryota, Metazoa, Arthropoda, Insecta, Lepidoptera, Tortricidae. The transcript has 11 exons. Gene Ontology annotation, cellular component: Golgi apparatus. Gene Ontology annotation, biological process: protein O-linked glycosylation. Gene Ontology annotation, molecular function: polypeptide N-acetylgalactosaminyltransferase activity. The record is from RefSeq and is a predicted model, not a curated record.
GUGUUGAAGAUAUUUCUAGUGUCGAAAAAGUGUUGAAGCUAUGUCAAUCUUAAAAAAAGUGCUAAAGUUAUUUCUAGUGUUAGUUUUAGCGUGGUUAGUGUCACUUGUCACAAUAUGGAGGGAGUUUCGAAGUGGGAAUUUGGUGGUUCUAGAUGAACGCAAGAUAAGGGAUCAUGCUUUGUAUAAAUAUAGAAUUCGGUAUGGCUCUAGGAACGAGUCUCUGUCUAGAUUCGAAAGUAGGUAUAAUUCAACAGAAUACAAUUCUUGGGACAUGCUCAAUGCCUAUUCCCCAACUUUGUCCUAUGAAGAUAAACUGGCAGAACUAAAUGGAUAUGAUUACCCACCAGGCAAGAACGGAACGCCAGUUCGAAUAAAGGAUAAAAUAAAGGGCAGCAUUAGAGCCCUCGUAGCCAAAGGCUGGGAGGACCAUGCCUUUAACGAAUUCGUCAGUGAGGUCAUUCCUGUGAACCGGUCGCUGCCUGACGUGAGAGAUCAUAGGUGUAAAGAAAUAAGUUAUUCCAAAGAUCUGCCUCCAGCUUCAGUGAUCAUUUGUUUCCACAACGAAGCCUGGUCUACGCUUCUGAGGACCAUACACUCGGUGCUCAACCGUUCGCCCGAUAAACUACUCAAUGAAAUUAUUUUGGUUGACGAUUUUUCUACCAUGCGUAACAUUCAUGCACGUCUGCAAUCGUACGUGCACGAGCUCCCUAAGGUGAAAUUGAUACGGACCGAGCGCCGCGAGGGAUUGAUCAGAGCUCGGAUGAUAGGAAUGAAACAUGCUGUCAGUGAGGUUGUGGUAUUUCUGGAUAGCCAUUGUGAGUGUGCUGUAGGAUGGCUAGAACCUUUACUUGACCGCAUUCAUACGGACCCCGAAAUCGUCGCCAGUCCGCUAGUCGAUGUUAUCCUUGACAAUACCUUCGAGUACAUAGCGCAAGACAUUUUUGACCUCAGAGUCGGAGGCUUCACUUGGGAUCUCAAAUUUAUCUGGAUCGGAAUACCAGAUUCCAUGGAAGAGCAGAGAACUGGAAUGGUGUCUGCUGUGAAGACACCAACAAUAUCGGGGGGACUGUUUGCGAUAAAUAAGAAGUAUUUUGAGAAGAUUGGGUAUUAUGAUGAAGGAAUGGAGAUUUGGGGAGGAGACAAUUUGGAACUGUCAUUCAAAGUGUGGAUGUGCGGAGGGAGUCUGGAGAUGGUGCCGUGCUCACACGUCGGGCAUGUUUUUAGAAAGAGGUUCCCUUACGAAGGAAGGAGGAAUAUCAAGAGGAACUUAGUGAGAGUUGCGGAGGUGUGGAUGGACGACUAUGCCAAAUAUUACUACGAGAGAAUCAACUUCAAGAAGGGAGAUUUCGGUGACGUGACCAAAAGAAAGGAAAUAAGGAAACAACUGAACUGCAAGUCCUUCGAUUGGUAUUUGAAAAAUGUUUAUCCUGACAUUGAAGUUCCUGAUGACUUAGUGGCUAGUGGGAAAGUAAGUUUGAAAAUACUUCAUAUCGGUAAAUACGGACAUUGCCUCGACGCACCAAACCGCAUUCGUAAACCGCAGCAGGACGUGCAGAUUGCCAAAUGUCACCAUGAAGGUGGAAAUCAGUACUGGAUUUAUGAGAAGGAAGGAGAGCUGCGUCGAGAUGACUAUUGCUUAGAUUACAUGUUUGGUACCAUCAUACUUUUCUACUGCAAGCGGUCAGCAUCACAAAUAUGGCUCUACGAUUCAACGGUAGGUAGAACGAAUUGAUAUUAUGCUCUC